Cylicocyclus nassatus is the source of this 312-nucleotide messenger RNA. NCBI's taxonomy places the organism in Eukaryota, Metazoa, Nematoda, Chromadorea, Rhabditida, Strongylidae. The record is from the annotation of a GenBank genome assembly.
AUGGAGAAUAAAGUUGCAAACGCCAUUAAUCCGGCGAAGGCGAAAAUGACUUUGACCAAGAAAUAUGCGCAAAACUAUGUCAUAUUUAAAGCAGCCGCAGCGGUCGGAACAGGUGCUGAAGCCUAUUCUAAGGUGGCGAAAGAUGAGUGGCUUAAAGAAUUGACAUAUGCCGGUGGUCUCGAUAAGAAUCAAACGUACAAGGAUGGUUUGGAUUUCUUUGCUAACAUGGUCAAUGCAAAGGCUACAAAAGUGGCAUGCGCUUACAAGCCAGAUGGAAGCAAUAUGCAUUACUCAUGCAUCUUCAACGUGUAA